GGCCGAAGCGCCGCUCCGCGCCCGCCUGCCGCUUCCCGGGCUCCACUUUCACUUUCGGUCCUGGGGCAGCUAGGCCGGCGGCGGUGGUGGCGGCGGCGCAAGGGUGAGCGCGGCCCCAGACCCCCAGGUAGUUAGAGCAAGAAGAUGGUGUUUCUGUCCCUCAAAUGGUCCCUUGCAACCAUGUCAUUUCUACUUUCCUCACUGUUGGCUCUCUUAACUGUGUCCACUCCUUCAUGGUGUCAGAGCAGUGAAGCAUCUCCAAAAGGUAGUGAUGGGACGCCAUUUCCUUGGAAUAAAAUACGACUUCCUGAGUACGUCAUCCCAGUUCAUUAUGAUCUCUUGAUCCAUGCAAACCUUACCACGCUGACCUUCUGGGGAACCACGGAAGUAGAAAUCACAGCCAGUCAGCCCACCAGCACCAUCAUCCUGCAUAGUCACCACCUGCAGAUAUCUAGGGCCACCCUCAGGAAGGGAGCUGGAAAGAGGCUAUCGGAAGAACCCCUGCAGGUCCUGGAACACCCCCCUCAGGAGCAAAUCGCGCUGCUGGCUCCCGAGCCCCUCCUUGUCGGGCUCCCGUAUACAGUUGUCAUUCACUAUGCUGGCAAUCUUUCGGAGACUUUCCACGGAUUUUACAAAAGCACCUACAGAACCAAGGAAGGGGAACUGAGGAUACUUGCAUCAACACAAUUUGAACCCACUGCAGCUAGAAUGGCCUUUCCCUGCUUUGAUGAACCUGCCUUCAAAGCAAGUUUCUCAAUCAAAAUUAGAAGAGAGCCAAGCCACCUAGCCAUCUCCAAUAUGCCAUUGGUGAAAUCUGUGACUGUUGCUGAAGGACUCAUAGAAGACCAUUUUGAUGUCACUGUGAAGAUGAGCACCUAUCUGGUGGCCUUCAUUAUUUCAGAUUUUGAGUCUGUCAGCAAGAUGACCAAGAGAGGAGUCAAGGUGUCUGUAUAUGCUGUGCCAGACAAGAUAAAUCAAGCAGAUUAUGCACUGGAUGCUGCGGUGACUCUUCUAGAAUUUUAUGAGGACUAUUUCAGCAUACCGUAUCCCCUACCCAAACAAGAUCUUGCUGCUAUUCCUGACUUUCAGUCUGGUGCUAUGGAAAACUGGGGACUGACAACAUAUAGAGAAUCUACUCUAUUGUUUGAUGCAGAAAAGUCUCCUGCAUCAAGUAAGCUUGGCAUCACAAUGAUUGUGGCCCAUGAACUGGCCCACCAGUGGUUUGGGAACCUGGUCACUAUGGAAUGGUGGAAUGAUCUUUGGCUAAAUGAGGGAUUUGCCAAAUUUAUGGAGUUUGUGUCUGUCAGUGUGACCCAUCCUGAACUGAAAGUUGGAGAUUAUUUCUUUGGCAAAUGUUUUGACGCAAUGGAGGUAGAUGCUUUAAAUUCCUCACACCCUGUGUCUACACCUGUGGAGAAUCCUGCUCAGAUCCGGGAGAUGUUUGAUGAUGUUUCUUAUGAUAAGGGAGCUUGUAUUCUGAAUAUGCUAAGGGAGUAUCUUGGUGCUGAUGCAUUUAAAAGUGGUAUUGUACAGUAUCUCCAGAAGCAUAGCUAUAAAAAUACAAAAAACGAGGACCUGUGGGAUAGUAUGGCAAGUAUUUGCCCUACAGAUGGUGUAAAAGGGAUGGAUGGCUUUUGCUCUAGAAGUCAACAUUCAUCUUCAUCCUCACAUUGGCAUCAGGAAGGGCUGGAUGUGAAAACCAUGAUGAACACUUGGACACUGCAGAAAGGUUUUCCCCUGAUAACCAUCACAGUGAGGGGGAGGAACGUACACAUGAAGCAAGAGCACUACAUGAAGGGCUCUGAUGGCGCCCCGGACACUGGGUACCUGUGGCAUGUUCCAUUGACAUUCAUCACCAGCAAAUCAGACAUGGUCCAUCGAUUUUUGCUAAAAACAAAAACAGAUGUGCUCAUCCUCCCAGAAGAGGUGGAAUGGAUCAAAUUUAAUGUGGACAUGAAUGGCUAUUACAUUGUGCAUUACGAGGAUGAUGGAUGGGACUCUUUGACCGGCCUUUUAAAAGGAACACACACAGCAGUCAGCAGUAAUGAUCGGGCGAGUCUCAUUAACAAUGCAUUUCAGCUCGUCAGCAUUGGGAAGCUGUCCAUUGAAAAGGCCUUGGAUUUAUCCCUGUACUUGAAACAUGAAACUGAAAUUAUGCCCGUGUUUCAAGGUUUGAAUGAGCUGAUUCCUAUGUAUAAGUUAAUGGAAAAAAGAGAUAUGAAUGAAGUGGAAACUCAAUUCAAGGCCUUCCUCAUCAGGCUGCUAAGGGACCUCAUUGAUAAGCAGACGUGGACAGACGAGGGCUCAGUCUCAGAGCGAAUGCUGUGGAGUCAACUACUCCUCCUCGCCUGUGUGCGCAAGUAUCAGCCGUGCGUACAGAGGGCAGAAGGCUAUUUCAGAAAGUGGAAGGAAUCCAAUGGAAACUUGAGCCUGCCUGUUGACGUGACCUUGGCAGUGUUUGCUGUGGGGGCCCAGAGCACAGAAGGCUGGGAUUUUCUUUAUAGUAAAUAUCAGUUUUCUUUGUCCAGUACUGAGAAAAACCAAAUUGAAUUUGCCCUCUGCACAACCCAAAAUAAGGAAAAGCUUCAAUGGCUACUGGAUGAAAGCUUUAAGGGAGAUAAAAUAAAAACUCAGGAGUUUCCAGAAAUUCUUAUACUCAUUGGCAGGAACCCAGUAGGAUACCCAUUGGCCUGGCAAUUUCUGAGGAAAAACUGGAACAAACUUGUACAAAAGUUUGAACUUGGCUCAGCUUCCAUAGCCCACAUGGUAAUGGGUACAACAAAUCAAUUCUCCACAAGAACACGGCUUGAAGAGGUAAAAGGAUUCUUCAGCUCUUUGAAAGAAAAUGGUUCUCAGCUCCGUUGUGUCCAACAGACAAUUGAAACCAUUGAAGAAAACAUCCGUUGGAUGGAUGAUCCUGAAGCUGACGCAACAGGAUGAAAAUCUAUCAAGAAUCUCAGACUACAGCACUAAAUACGCUUUGAUGCUACAUCAAAAGGAAUGGAAGCAUAGCUUUGCUAAAGUUACUUCAUCUCCAUCUAGCAAAUGAGGCACUGUUCUCAACCAAAGGAGAUGGGGAUCUGGUUUAGGGCAAUCCCUUUAUAAUUUGAUGUGCUGUGGUCUCCUUGGUAAUGUAUAAUUUGGUAUUGCACAGGUGAUUAGUCAAAGAAGUCUGGAAAAGCUUUGGUCCCACAGCCUUGCCUCACAGCAUGUAAAUAAUUAAAACAAUAUUGAUGCCGAGGUUCUUCUACUGCUAGUACGAAAGUGACAAAUUUUUACUGGUGUGAAUUGGGAAGAAAACAAUGCUAUUCCAUGACAUUUGUAAAAUUUUUGUAAAAUGUUUGUAAAAGCUCAAACACCACAAUUCCAUAAAAUAAACUUGAGGUUAAAUAAUGGGUAGUAAAUUAUAGAAUGUAUAAGAGAAAAUAUAAAGGAGAAAAUCAAUUAUCAGGAAAGCUAAAGAACUUUUCAAAUCUAGUAAUUCGAAUAUAGACACAAUGCACUUUAUUGCACUUUCAAUUCUUAUAAAGCAACAAUAAUAUUAAGGUCCUUGACUAUGUGUACAAUGUUUUCACAUAUAUUGUUUCAUUUAAUCAUUUCAAAGUUAAUCGCUGCCAUCUCCCUAAAUCAUCAGUUUCGGCUCUUCUGAAAUAGAAGGUGCCUGAUCUUCCUAAUAAUUCUGCCUAUUUUCAUUUGCUUUAAACAGGUGCCCUAUUUUCUUUCUAGUUGUGGCUGCACAAAAACAUUUAUCUCCCAAAUAAGAUGUGCUGCUUACCGAAGUAUCACGGGGUGGGGCUCCAGCGUGGGUCGUUGAAGCUGGGGUUUGGGAAACCACUUCAGAGAUGGCAGCAGCAAGUUUAGCAUCUUCAAAUUUCUUUUAUUGAAAAAAAUUUUAUUAGUAACAUGUUGUAUAUAAAAUUAUGACCACAAUGCCAUCACUUAACUAUAACUCUUAAAGAUAGCUUAAUGACUGUUUAUUCUCUUGAUCCAAAUAGACUCAUAAUAACAUAUAAUUUUAAAAGAAAUUUAAAUUCUCUUUCUACUCUAUUGUAUUAUUUUAUAAUUUCCUAUUUCUAUUUCCUUCUCAUAUUGAUUAUUCUAAAUACUAUGCAAUAAUAUAACUUAGAGUUCCAUGGUUUGUUUACACAUUUCCUGUUGUACAUUUAGGUUAUUCAAAGUUUUCAGCUCUUUUAAAAUUGCUCUGAAUAAGUUCUAGUGAAUAAGUUAUGGUGCUGGCUAUUUUUUGCCAAACUUCCCUCUCAAAUGUUGCUAGGAAUUCAUACUGCAAAAAGCAAUGAAUAAGCAUGCCUGUUUUCCCAUGGCCUUGCUUGCCAGAAUUUGACUUUUAUUACAUAUUUUUAUUUCUGAUAAUCAGUGUAAAAUGAUAUACUACUAUUGCUUGUAUAUUGUGGUAUAUGGUGUCAGGUUUCAGGUUUUUUUUUCAAUGUUAAAUAUUCUAGAAACUUUCUGAAAUAAUUUCUGUUUAAAAAUAUUGAAUAUUUGCUUCAUUUCAAAUACUCCCUUUUGACAAAAAAACUUAGGUAUAACUGUUGAUGAAAAACCAGAAAAAAGUCCAGAACUCUUUGGUGACUCCAACUAUGGAUAGCUUAUUUUGAAAAAGGAGAAUUGCAAAUUUUACCGAAAGAUGGAGAAAAGCACAUUAAAAAGAUACCAACAUUCAGAAAUUUAUUUCAGCAUGUUAUUAUUGGAAAUUAUUUAAACUAAUUUAGAUAACUAUAAGAUACUUAUUGUCCAUUUAUACCCUGUAAAGCCGUUUUAGAAUGUCAUAUUUUAGGUAAUCUAAAAUGUACUAAAUUAAAUUCAUUUUUAGUUACGAGAAAUCUUUGCUUAUAUGACAAAUGAAAAGAAUGACAAGUUGUCAAAUGAAAAGAAUGACACUGAAACAUUUGUAUUGUCUCUUCUUAAACUAUCUUAUUGACUUAUUAUUUAAGCCUUUUAAUACUAAGUAUGAAACAACCUAUGGUCUGGAAAUUUGUAUUGCAAAGCUAUAUGUGCGUAUGUUAUUCAUCUAACGCUACACAAAAGCAUAAAAUAAUGAUUUUUCACUCUUUUUAAAAAUACUAAAUCAUUUGUGUCCAUUUCUCAAUUUUUUCAUUGAUCUAUGCUUUGAGUUUGCUUUCUCAACAUUAUUGUAUUUUCUAUUAUUACUGUGUAACAUAUGCUAAUGUUUAGUUGGAUUAAUCUUACCUAAAAGUACUGAAAAAUGCUUUCCAGUAUUUUUUCAUAUUUUAUACAUUUAUUUUUCAAAUAUAUCAUUGAAUAAUUUUAUUGAGUUAUAAAAAGUAUGUUAUUGCUAUUUAAUAAAAAAUUAACAUAUAAAA
Pongo pygmaeus (Bornean orangutan) is the source of this 5342-nucleotide messenger RNA. It is a transcript of the gene ERAP1, whose product is annotated as endoplasmic reticulum aminopeptidase 1. The coding region runs from base 145 to 2940 and encodes 931 amino acids. Lineage: Eukaryota; Metazoa; Chordata; Mammalia; Primates; Hominidae. Gene Ontology annotation, biological process: proteolysis; peptide catabolic process. Gene Ontology annotation, molecular function: zinc ion binding; peptide binding; metalloaminopeptidase activity. Gene Ontology annotation, cellular component: membrane; cytoplasm. The record is from RefSeq and is a predicted model, not a curated record. The transcript has 20 exons.